ACAUUUCAAUUCUUUGUCAUUAUUGGAAGGUAAGAUGUAAAGUUUCCGUGGAAAAUUCCCCUCUAAAACCCUCUUCCAUUAUUGCUAUACCUUUAAUGCUCAAAUUGAAGAGUUGAUUCACUUAAAGAAAGCAACGCCUCAGAACAAACACCGACACCUGUGGCUUGGAACCGUUAAGUAGAUUGAAGAAGUUGGAGGUCCUCAAUUUGAAUGACAAUUACUUCGACAACAGCAUCCUGCCGUCUUUGGGUGCCCUCAAAUCCCUCUUUCUAGGAAUGAUUUCACAAACCCUUUUCCUUUUGAAGAGUUAGCGGGUCUAGAGAACUUGCGAAUGUUGGAUUUGAGUGGGAAUGGUUUAAAGCUAAAGGGCACUCUACGACUCCAAGGCCUUAAGCUCUUGUUCGAUAGGUUGAAAAACCUGGAGAGACUCAAUUCCUUUGACACAAGUAUGGGAGCCCUCAAAUCCCUCAAGUCUCUGUGGCUCUCUGAUAAUGAAAUGGAAGGGACCUUUCCUAGCGGAGAAUUAGCAGAUUUACAGAACCUGGAAGCGUUGGAUUUAGGUUCGAAUAAAUUUAACGGCACUCCACAAAUAAUCCAAGGUUGUCGAAUAACAAUUUAGAUGGCCAAAUGCUUCCAACAGCUUUCAACUUGACUGGUUUGAAGUACUUAUAUGUAGACGGAAAGAAUUUUAAGGAAACGUUCUGUAUAGCUUGUCUAAAAGCUGGGAUUUGAUAGCACUGGAUGUGAGUAAUAACAACAUCUCUGGUAGGCUUCCUGGAUAUGGUUGGGGAAUUUAUCAAGUUUGGAGGUAGUUGUCAUGGCCAACAAUCAUAUUGAAGGACCAAUUCCAGCCAACUUUUGUGCACUUGGAGAACUUUGGUUUCUAGAUCUUUCUGAGAACAAUUUUAAUGGCUUAAUACCAUCUUGCUUCA
Molecule: messenger RNA, 932 nt
Organism: Nelumbo nucifera (sacred lotus)
Lineage: Eukaryota; Viridiplantae; Streptophyta; Magnoliopsida; Proteales; Nelumbonaceae
Source: RefSeq, a predicted model, not a curated record